AUGACCGUCCAGGCGAGGAGGCACUCCGCAGCCUACAAGUCCCCAUCACCCUAUAAUUCACGAGAUACAGACAUCGAAAAACAACCCACCGCCGGGCGCCACACAUAUCACCACCACCUGAGUGACGACCCCGACUCUGACGACGAGUUGCUGGACGAUAACAAUGUCGCGGACUCCUACCCGCCGCCCAUCGUAGCUGGCGGCAGUCUUCGCCGCCCCCACGCUAGCGUUGGCUUUCGCGUGCCCCAGCGGAUCAUGCGCUGGCUUUGCCUCGCUCUUUUCGCUGCCCUCGUCCUCUUCGUCCUCACCCUCUUCCGCUUUACCAUCUCCACCUCCGUUUCACAAGUCGCCGUCGACCUACCCAAGGUCGGCGCCCCGAAGCCGCCACAAUGGGAGAGCUUCCCGUUCCUCAAUCGCUAUGAGGGCGGUAUCUCUUCCUUGGUCCCACGCUCUGAAAAUGUCCCCGAGUACCCCGGCGACGGCUCCGAGGAGCUGGCUAUGCGGACCGACGAAAACGACGAGCAGAAAGAGCAGGAGCAGGAAGCCAACAAGGUGACCAAGAGGGAUUUGCACCCGAAGAUGUUGAGUAAGGUGUUCAACCCUUAUCCUGACUACCAGUCGCCAGAAUACAUAGGGAAAUAUGGCGAGAAACGCGAGUGUUUCCUCAACGUGGAAAACUCGCUGCGGGUUCCGUCUAUCCAAAGCUACCCCGGAGUUCCAAAGGGCUUCCCGGACCCAGCGCUAGGCUCGAAUACGAUGUUGGGUAUUCGAGACGACAUGUGCUUUGAUCGAUUUGGUCGAUUAGGUCCAUACGGGCUGGGAUACGGGGCCAAGAAAGGUGGCAUCGGUGCGGGCAUGGAGGGCCACCGUGAGGGCGCCGACCGUGUGUGGGAGGAUGUACCGCCGGUGGAUUUCCGACAGGUGGAUUGGGCUGCUGCGCAACAUCGCUGCCACACGGCUAACCGCCAUCGCUUUAAGGAGCUACCGGAGCCGCGCCUCAACCGCUUUGUUUCUAUGCCUGUGGGUAUUCCCAAGGUGAACAUCCCGCCUGUGCAAGAUAGCCGCAAGGAACCGCCCAAGGUUGGAUCUGAGCGUCUUCCUCGUACUGCAGUUGUUAUUCGCACAUGGCACGAUUUCCAUUAUACCCCGGAGGACAUUAUGUAUAUGCGCUCUGUCAUCUCAGAGCUCUCGCUGAUGUCUGGUGGCGAGUAUACUGUUCACUUUUUGGUUCAUGUCAAAGAUACCAACCUGCAGAUCUGGUCUGAUGACGAGACAUACCAGCGUGUGCUUGAUGACGCGCUGCCAGAAGAGUUCCGCGGUAUGGGAACUCUCUGGUCCGAGCCGCAGAUGGCCUUGAUGUAUCCCGGAUUGGAGGAAACCUUGACUCGCGGUUUGCCAAUCCACGGUGUCUACCGCAGCACGUACAUGCCCAUGCAGUACUUCGCCUUCCAGCAUCCUGAGUACGAUUACUUCUGGAACUGGGAGAUGGAUGCGCGUUACACCGGUCACUGGUACCACCUCUUUGACAAGGUCGGCGAGUGGGCGAAAAAGCAGCCACGAAAGGGUCUAUGGGAACGCAAUGCUCGCUUCUACGUUCCGUCAGUCCACGGCUCAUGGGAAGACUUCCGGCAGAUGGUCCGCGUGCAGACCGAAAGCGGUACCAACUCCGCCAACAACAUGUGGAGCGCCGCUAACGGUGCGGGAGGCAACACGCGGAGCGCAAUGCACCAACAGGGCGACAAGUCCAUCUGGGGCCCCGAGCGCCCCGACGAACGGGACAUCUUCGAGGUCGAGGGCGAGGGCAUCCCACCCACAAGUAUGGAUAAGGACCAGUACCAAUGGGGUGUGGGUGAGGACGCCGACCUAGUCGUUUUCAAUCCGCUCUACGACCCCGAGGGCACGACCUGGCUGCUGCGCGACGACGUGACAGGCUACAACAAGGAGAAGGGCAUGCCACCACGACGCACUGCGAUCAUCACCGCAUCGCGAAUCUCCCGCAAACUGCUCACCACCAUGCACCGCGAAUGCAGCCUCAAGCGCCACAGCAUGUUCUCGGAGAUGUGGCCCGCCACCACCGCGCUGCACCACGGCUUCAAGGCUGUCUUCGUCCCGCACGCCGUCUACGUCGACCGCCGCUGGCCGACCCGUUACCUGGAAUCAGUGUUCAAUGCCGGUCGCAACGGAGCCUCCGGUGGUGCUCGCACGUCCAUUUUCGGCGAUCGUGAACACAACUUCCGUGGUACGACCUGGUUUUACUCGGCGGGCUUCUCGCCGAAUAUCUGGCGCCGCUGGCUUGGUCUCCGCGUCGACAAUGACGGCGGUGAGCAGCAGGAGCUGGCUGGCGAGGGCCGCAUGUGUCUUCCUCCUAUGCUGUUGCAUCCUGUCAAAGAAGUUAAUAUGGUCAUUGACGAUGGAGAGAAAGCAGAGGAUCGCUGA
Molecule: messenger RNA, 2436 nt
Organism: Penicillium egyptiacum
Lineage: Eukaryota; Fungi; Ascomycota; Eurotiomycetes; Eurotiales; Aspergillaceae
Source: the annotation of a GenBank genome assembly